This is a messenger RNA of Schistocerca serialis cubense, 3640 nucleotides long. Its product is annotated as protein bric-a-brac 1-like. Bases 329 to 2140 code for a protein of 603 amino acids. Gene Ontology annotation, cellular component: nucleus. The record is from RefSeq and is a predicted model, not a curated record. The transcript is spliced from 8 exons. NCBI's taxonomy places the organism in Eukaryota, Metazoa, Arthropoda, Insecta, Orthoptera, Acrididae. Gene Ontology annotation, molecular function: protein binding; DNA binding. Gene Ontology annotation, biological process: regulation of transcription by RNA polymerase II.
UGUCAGUACAUUUUCCGUCCGUCAGAGUGCGCAUCGAUUGCCGCCAUGUUGUCAGUGCUGCGUGUUUCAACGCAAUAGCCGAAGGCGGGAAUUAAUGUGGAAAAUCUGUUUUGUUUGUAGCCUCGACUAAGACCACACACACAAGUAGCGCAAAAAGGAAGUGUUUUUAUUCAUUUUUAUGUGAAGUUGUGUAUGGCCAGGCUCAUCGGGAAACAGCGUAAUAUUUGUGCGUGUGUAUAUAGUAUAGCUGUGUAACGCUUCCGAAGUGUGCGCUAAAUGCAAAGUAGUCUAUUUUGGUGAGGUAAUCGGUAUUAGGUAACUCUGACCGAUGACAUCUCUAGAUUUCGCUCGAUGGAGCAUGACAAGGUCGAAAACUGUCCUGUCGUUGGACCAAAAGGUUGAAGUCAUUAAAGCUUUAGAAACUAAAAGUCAGAUGCAGGUAGCACUGCAGUAUGGUAUUUCACAAUCCUCAGUCUCCCGUAUUAAAUCUAGAGAAUGUGAUAUUCUUGAUAAUUGGCAGUUGAGACGAUGUUCAAAAAACAGUUACAAUGCGACGGAUGUGAGCUCAGCUGACACUGACAGUUCGCAGUCAUUAGAAGACCGCUGUAGCAGCGGGAAAAAAGCAGUCACAUCCAAACAGGCAUACGAUAAUCAACCUGCAUCGCCUCUGUUUCUCAGAGCGAUUGGAUCUUUACACAACUUUAAUGUUCCGCAGCAGAUGCCAGGGACGAGUGGAGGCCCAGGAGGAGGGGGAGGUGGUGCAGGUGGAGGUGGUCAGCAGUCUGCGAAGCAGUCGGUUGGGCAGCAGAUGGCAAUGCUUAAGAAGCAAAUUGGGCAGCCAGGCACAAUGCAGCAGCACGGUGCCAACAAGGCUACAGGCCCGCCUCGGCGUGCAGUGAGCCCGUCCCCACCGCAGUCGCCACAAGUGGCCCCUCCGGAGGUUUGCCUGCGUUGGAACAGCUAUCACUCAAACAUGCAAGCCACUUUCCCCAGCUUGCUGACCAAUGAGCAAUUUGUUGAUGUGACGCUGGCGUGUGAAGGGCGCAGCAUAAAAUGUCACAAGGUCAUCUUGUCAGCUUGCAGUUCGUACUUUGAAGGACUGUUAAGUGAAAACCCAUGCCAGCACCCAAUUGUACUGAUGAAGGAUCUGCGUUAUUGGGAAGUGCAGGCACUUGUUGACUUCAUGUAUAGGGGAGAAGUCAAUGUUGGUCAAGACAAGUUACCCUCAUUGCUUGCUGCUGCAGAGGCUCUCCAAAUCAAAGGAUUAGCAGGACCUGCCUCCACUCCAUCCUCACAAGAUGAAGAUUCAAUGCCCGCAACUAUUGAGGAUUUUCUGGAUGAGCAAGUGCCGUCUCCCAUAACUGAGAGGCGCAUGCGGAAGCGCAGAAUGAUGGGUUCUCCACAGCAGCAGCCUAUAAGGCCACAGCACAUUCAACAGCAGCAGCAGCAGCACCACCACCAGCAGCAGCAACAGCAACAGCACCAGCAGUUACAGCAGCAGCAGCAUCAACAGCAGCAUCAACAGCAGCAUCAACAUCAGCAACGCCAUCAGCAGUUACAGAGCCAUUCUCAGCCACAUCCACAACCCCAGCCCCAACGACAUGUCUCUCUCCCAUCCUCCACCUCAUCUGUAGGACAAUCAUCCUUGGGAAGAGUUCAGAGACAGCAGCAGCCUCAGCAGCUCCCAGCUCGCAACCCUCCUAACUCCAUACCAUCCACCUCAGGUUACAGGCACGAACAGCCAAUGUCUGAAGCUGCCCCUCCACGAAAGCAACGGAGAUCUGAACCGCUACCAGAAGUGAAAAUUGAGCCAAUUGAUAUUGACUUGAGUAAUGAUUCGAUGGAUGAAGAAUUUGUUGAAAAAAAAUUUACACCACCUACUGAAGCCAAAGAUGAUGGUGGAGGAGCAGAGACAGUGACUGAACCUGUGACUGAGCAGAAACCUGAUAUUGAGACGGAAAAUUUUAGUGCAACUGAACUAUCGAAUGUGCAAGAAAUGCAAGACUAUCCUUUUGAGCCGGGGAGCAACAGCUGUGGAGCUAAAUCUGAGAACAUUGCAGAAGCCACAAGUGAUUCUCCAUUUGGCAGUAGUCCAGGAGGAGAUGAUGUCAACUCUCGUGAUGCACCGGGUGAAGAUUAGGCCUGCUGCGUCAUCCUGACAGUUCCUAAUGCUCCACUGAAUCGUGAUAUUGUUAUGUGACUUGGGUUUUUUCCCUUUAAUUCAGAAAGACUGUGAAGGUGGAAAACAUAGUUUUGACAGGUACAUUUUUUAAUAAUUGAUGUGUAAGAAAGUACGCACAGAGAAGGGUAUAGUGCAGAAGUUCUGGGGCCAUCCAUAAAAAUAAUCUGGUCUCUGAACUAUGUGAAAUGAGGUAGCAUUUUAUACUUCUAAUUAUAUUUAUUUAAACCAUAUACUGGAUUGAUUUGAUAGUCUGUGACUACACAGAAACAGUACAUAUUUCAUUCAUUUAAGACUCAUAGUCUCAUUACGUGCUAUAUGUUGGUUACAUAUUUCAUUCAUUCAGAACUUGUGUUCUCAUUGUGACGUAUUGGUAAAUUACACAACUUUAAAUCUGAUGUUCAAGAUCUGAUGUUCAUAAUUAGUCACAUUUAACAUCUUGAAAACUGAAAGUAAUGCUGAUGUAUUCUGGUUUAUAGUAACUGUGAACUACAGAGCUAUUAAAAAAGAUUAUUUUUUUGUAUCGGCAGGUUAGCUAUAAUUGAUGAUUUAUAUUUUGCACAAGGUUAGAUACAUUGGAUACAAAAUGUUUUACAGUUUGCUUCUAGCAAUAUUACAUUCUGUCCUUGCCCAAAAGUGAUGACACCAGUGGUUUAGGCACACAGUGGCAAUACAUUCAUUAGCAAAGUCUUCUGAAAUGUUGUCAACAGAACUGUCUUCUAGUGAGCCUAAAUGUCUUCAAAUAUGUUGAAUCACUUGCCUUGAUUGUUUAAAAAGUGUUGUCAGAUGAUGGCAGUAUGGUGUAGCCAUAUUUUGUGGUGCCUUGCAUCAAACAUCAUUAUUUAAAUGAAGUUUGGUGCUCAAUGAAUGUGUGUUUCAUGCUGUGUAGAAUUCUAUGCUACAACUGGUUACCUGUAAGGAUGUAAAUUUGUAAUAUUCAUUCGAAUGUUCCUAUUCUUGAAAUUUUGGGCAGAAUGUUACAUAAAAUGGGAAAGAAGUGAUUCUGAUCUUCCUGUACAGAUAAAGCAGCUUAUUACUUGGAUGUGCUGGUUAAUUUUCUUUCCUGUAACUCGUCAUCCACUACAUUGCAGCAAUCUGGAGGUAUGUUUUUCUCACCCCCCCCACUUUCAAAACUAGGAUGUAGGAACCCGAAAUAAAUAUUGCAGUAUUGGAUUGCACACAAUUUGCCGUAGUAGUUGGAUUGUGUCAUGAAGAACAAUAUGAUAUGUUAUAUAUGUUGUCUGUAUUAAAAAUUUCUUUUUUAUGAACAUCCAUUAUUUGUAAGGCAGUUUAUUAUGUUAAAAAUGAUGUACCCAAAGAAUACCUUGUUCAUCAGACUGAUCAGUAUGCAUUGUCCAAAGUAGACAUUUUCCCCUCCAUAUUAUUAGUUAUAAGUGUGUAGUUGUUACAUUUGAGUUUGAUGUUUUUGUAGAAAUAAUGAAAAAUAAAAUCUGAACAUGA